Messenger RNA from Podarcis raffonei (Aeolian wall lizard), 2528 nucleotides. RefSeq names its product zinc finger protein 586-like. Lineage: Eukaryota; Metazoa; Chordata; Lepidosauria; Squamata; Lacertidae. Gene Ontology annotation, molecular function: DNA-binding transcription factor activity; RNA polymerase II cis-regulatory region sequence-specific DNA binding. The transcript has 6 exons. The coding region runs from base 256 to 2298 and encodes 680 amino acids. The record is from RefSeq and is a predicted model, not a curated record. Gene Ontology annotation, biological process: regulation of transcription by RNA polymerase II.
GGAGUAUUUUCUCAGUUUGGUCCCAUUCUGUUGGUGUUGAAAGUAAUCCGGUGGUUCUUUUGAUCUUUUUGGGGAAGACACUUGAGGCCCAGAGCCCAGAGGAGCCUGAUAAAUAAUUUUGCACAAUUAAAUAUGAAAUAGGUAUAGGGGAGUAUUUCUUAAUCUGUAGUUAGAUAUGCACUGCUUCAGCUCUGAGAGAAGCAUCCUGCACUCCUGUCUCCCCACUUCCCUUUGUCUCUCACAGGUGAAAGAAGGAUGCCGGCAAGACCUCCUCCUCCAUCUCUUCAUCCUGGUGGAGGGGAAGCAGCGGCUGAGGAACCGGAUCAGAGCUCAGUUUCUUUUGAAGAUGUCGCUGUUCGUUUCACGGCUGAGGAGUGGGCGUUGCUGGAUCCUGCCCAGAGAGCUCUGCAUAAGGAAGUCAUGGAGGAGACUUGGAGGACCAUGAUCUCUCUGGGUGGUGAUGAAUUAGAAAUUAAGAAUAAGGGACAACAGGACAAAAUCCACACAGUGGAGAAGCCAUAUCAAGAUUUGGAGUGUGGAGAGAACUUCAGUCAGUGCUUGGAAUGUGGAAAGAGCUUCAAUCACAGCUCACAGCUCAAAGAGCAUAAAAGAAUUCAUUCAGGGGAGAAACCAUAUCAGUGUUUGGAAUGUGGAAAGUUCUUUACUACAAGCAGAUACUUACGUCGACAUCAGAGGAAUCACAGUGGGGAGAAACUGUACCAGUGCUUGGAAUGUGGAAAGAGCUUCUCCAGGAAGGAUACUCUCACUUCCCAUCAAAGAAUUCAUACAGGGGAGAAACCAUACCAGUGCUUGGAAUGUGAGAAGAGCUUCAGUUGGAAAAUUAGUCUUACUUCCCAUCUAAGAAUUCAUACAGGGGAGAAGCCCUAUCAGUGCUUGGAGUGUGGGAAGAGCUUCACUCGGAAAAUUAGUCUUACUUCCCAUCAAAGAAUUCAUACAGGGGAGAAGCCAUAUCAGUGCUUGGAAUGUGAGAAGUGUUAUGCUUCAACAAAAACGUUAUGGCAACAUAAGAGAAUUCACACUGGGGAGAAACCAUUUCAAAGCCAAGAGUAUGGAAAGAGAUUCACCUUCAAGGAAAAUCUCACUUCCCAUCAAAAAAUUCAUACAGGGGAGAAACCAUAUCAGUGCUUGGAAUGUGGGAAGAGCUGGAAGGAAAUCUCACUUCCCAUGAAAGAACUCACAGCGGGGGAAAUCCUGGAGUCAAGCGGACAGGAAAAGAAGGGGAAGCAGGCUGGUCCUCCCGAGCCCAAGCCCCGCCCUCCGCAGCGCCUUCCUUGCUCAAGAGGAAGGGAUCUGCCCGCUCUCCCCUGGGAUCUGAGUUCACUGUCCUUUGAAGACGUCGCUGUUCCUUUCCCGGGUGAAGAGUGGGUGUUGCUGGAUCCUGACCAGAGAGCUCUGCAUACGGAAGUCAUAAAGGAGCAUUGUGGGAUCAUGGCCGCUCUUGGUGGUGAUGAAUUGGAAAUGAAGAAUAAGGGAGACCAUGAUGAAAUUCACACAGGAGAGAAACCAUAUAAAAAUUUGGAGUGUGCAAAGAGCUUCAGUCAAAGCUCCCAAUCAACUUCCCAUCAGAAGAAUCCCAUUGGGAAGAAACCCUACCAGUGCUUGGAAUGUGGAAAGAGCUUUGGUUGGAGGGCUCACCUCACUGUCCAUGAAAGAAUCCAUACAGGGGAGAAACCUUAUCAGUGCUUGGAAUGUGGAAAGAGCUUCAAUCAGCAGGCCAAUCUCACUACCCAUCAGAGAAUUCAUACAGGGGAGAAACCCUAUCAGUGCUUGGAAUGUGGAAAGAGUUUCAAGGAAAGGGCCAAGCUCACUUCCCAUCAAAUAAUUCACACAGGGGAGAAUCCUUAUCAUUGCUUGGAAUGUGGAAAGAGCUUCAACUGGAAAUAUAAUCUCAUUUCCCAUCAAAGAACCCAUACAGGGGAGAAACCGUUUCAGUGCUUGGAGUGUGGAAUGAGAUUCAGUCACAAGGGAAGUCUCACUUCCCAUGAAAGAACUCAUAGCUGGGAGAGUCCACAUAAAUGCUUGGAAUGUGGAAGGAGUUUUAGUCAGGACUCCCAUCUCAUUUCCCAUCAAAUAAUUCAUACAAUGGAGAGACCGUAUAAAUGCUUGGAAUGUGGAGAAUGUUUUAGUCAGGAGUCCUUUCUCACUUCCCAUCAAAGAACUCACAGUGGGGAGAAUCAGAUUCCCCAAGAAUCAUUGGAUUGUUGCAUUGGAUUGGAUGGUGAGAGUCAUCUUCUCCAACCCCCUGCAAUGAAGGAUAUUCAACAAAAGAAUUCAUGACAGAUGGCCAUCAAACCUUUGCUUAAAAACCUUCCAGUUCAGGAGUGUCCCACACCACCUGAACUACUUUCUUUCACAGUCAAACAGUUCCUGCUGCUAGAAAGUUCCUCCUGAUGUUUAGUCAGAAUCUCCUUCCUUCUACCUUAAAUCCAUUGGUUUGGGUACUCCUUCACCAGAGUAGGAGAAACCAAGUUUGCUCCAUCUUCCAUGGCACAGCCCUUCGCAUAUUG